Messenger RNA from Aspergillus saccharolyticus JOP 1030-1, 1765 nucleotides. RefSeq names its product CCCH zinc finger DNA binding protein. Gene Ontology annotation, molecular function: metal ion binding. NCBI's taxonomy places the organism in Eukaryota, Fungi, Ascomycota, Eurotiomycetes, Eurotiales, Aspergillaceae. The transcript is spliced from 5 exons. Bases 104 to 1666 code for a protein of 520 amino acids. The record is from RefSeq and is a predicted model, not a curated record.
AUCAAGGGAAAGCCGUCUCCUUGCUCGCAGACAGUAUGAUGUGUGGACUUCCGGACAAGGUAUAAAAUCGUGAAAUUGAAGUGAGAAGCAUCAUUCAGAGUGAAUGGAAAGUAUCGAGAACAGAACGAACACCAUGGAUACGAGUUUGACCAGCGUUCUAUGUCCACCACAGCGAACAAUAGACCUUCUGGAUUUGCGAAAGCGACACGUAAAUCUAAUGGCGGUCGAAGAUUGCAAGGAUAGGCUGAUCCAGGACCUAUUGUUCGAGGUCGAAACCCUUCAAUUGGCUCUUCAUGGCGAACGCACCAAGCUGGAAACCGAGAGAUACGCUUUCACCCAGGAACUUACAAAGUGCAAACUGGAAAAUGAAGACCUGAGACACAAUAAAGGGAAAUUGAGCUUUGUUUCUAUCCUUGUUGACGGGGAUUGUAUGAAUUUCAACGACGCCCUCGUCAAAGACGGCCACAGUGGCGGCCGCGAAGCCGCACUGCUACUGCGCCAAUCUGUCGAGCGCUAUAUCCGGAACAUCGACCCCGAAGCCAGUCCAAAUCUACAGUACAAAGUAUGUGUCUAUGCCAACAUACCCGGUCUCGAAAAAGCCUAUCGGGAAGCAAAAGUCCUGUCAUCGAAUGAGACUCUCACCCCAUUCAUUCGAGGAUUUAACAUGGAAAGUAGUCAAUGUGACUUCAUUGACGCAGGCAAUGGCAAAGAGUGCUCGGAUGUCAAGAUCCGAGCAACUUUCGAGCGAGACAUCCUCGACGUCCACUGCCACCACAUUGUCUUCUGUGCCGCAACAGACAACGGCUACGCCCGUCUCCUCGGCCCGCACAGAGGGACCAACCGCAUCACCCUCGUCGAGGCCGCGCCCUUCGCCUGGGAACUCGAACAGCUAUCGAGUGAGUUCCGAAGCACCAAGUUCCCAGCGGUCUUCCGGUCCGCAAAGCUGCCCGCCGCUUGCGCAUCCUCGUUCAGCGCUACUGCUGCUACUGCUGCUUCUGCUGCUUCUGCUGCUGCAACCACCUCAGCAAGCAAGACAACGCCUACGGAUUCCGCUCCAUCGAGCGCCAGCAGUACUCCAUCCUCAUCGCCUCCUCCUCUUCAGGACUAUGCUACCAUUGCAAAAGCCAACCUUCGACUGCCACCCACCUUUUCCGUCUCCAGACCGACACCUUCUUCUUCUCAAAUACCAGGCGUAUCAUCGCCAUCCUCCCCCUCCUCCUCAACAUCAUUAGUAGCAAAACCAUCACCCUCAGCCCAGAUAAUAUUCGACAUCUCCCCCUCCGUCACCCAGCCCCAGACUCAGAUCUACUACAACGCACACAACCAGCGCAUCGACCCACCCCUCUCCCCCGCCAGCAGCAAGGAGAACUACGACCGCCUGCGCGCCGCCAAGUACUGCAACCGGUACCACCUGCAGGACGACUGCGUGCACGGCACCAGCUGCGCGUACCGACAUGGCCGGCGACUGACGAGUGCGCAGGACCUGCACGAUCUGCGAUGUAUCUCGCGGACGAGCGUCUGCGCCGAGGGGCUGUCGUGCGCGAACCGGAAGUGUGUGUGCGGGCACCAGUGUCCGCGCGAGACGUGGAGGGAUCACGAGCUGGUGGGGUGUCGGUUUCCUGAGGAGAUGCAUGGGGUGGAUCGAGUGAUUGUGAGGGUUGAUUAGGUGAGAACCUUUUUUUUUCUUUUUGGUGUGGGGUGGUUUUGUCUCUUUGGGUUUGUGAUGAUUGCUGUUUGGAUUUGUAGAUUCGUUUCUUCUGUCCUU